Molecule: messenger RNA, 2042 nt
Organism: Carassius auratus (goldfish)
Lineage: Eukaryota; Metazoa; Chordata; Actinopteri; Cypriniformes; Cyprinidae
Product: plexin-A2-like
Exons: 2
Coding region: 131-1603 (490 amino acids)
Biological process (GO): regulation of cell migration; semaphorin-plexin signaling pathway
Cellular component (GO): semaphorin receptor complex; plasma membrane
Molecular function (GO): protein binding; semaphorin receptor activity
Source: RefSeq, a predicted model, not a curated record
UCAGAAAAAUGUGAAAUCCGUGGUGGGGCGCUGGACCACAUAGUUAGCCUUCAGACUACGAGGACGACGGUUAAGCUUUCUGAUACUUCUUUAAACUCUUAAUUUUCUAACCUGACGGGUCCCUCGGACCAUGGAGGGACAGCGGGAUUCAAAGAGGACUUUGAAACAAAACCCUGGAUGUUUUUCCAAAUUGUCCUUUAUGUGGUGGUUGUUAGUCUUAAUCUUGCCUGAAGUGUCCUGUGAACAGUCCUUUACAACAUUUCACCCUGAGCGACGAGAAUGGGCCUUCAACCACAUGACGGUUCACAAGAAGACAGGAGCACUCUACAUUGGUGCUGUCAACCGAGUCUACCAAUUAGCAGGCAACCUGACACUCCUAGUAUCCCAUGAUACUGGUCCAGAAGAUGACAACAAGGCCUGCUACCCUCCACUUAUCGUUCAGCCUUGCACUGAACCUCUGGUUUCUACCAACAACAUCAACAAACUCUUACUCAUCGACUACUCUCAGAACCGACUACUUGCCUGCGGAAGCCUCUACCAAGGUGUCUGCAAACUGCUACGGUUGGACGACCUCUUCAUCCUGGUGGAGCCCUCUCACAAAAAAGAGCACUACCUCUCCAGUGUCAACCAGACUGGCACCAUGUAUGGAGUGAUUGUCCCCUCACAGGGUAAGGAUGGGACCCUCUUCAUUGGUACAGCUGUGGAUGGGAAGCAAGACUACUUUCCAACCAUCUCAAGUAGGAAGCUUCCUCUUGACCCGGAGUCUUCAGCUAUGCUGGACUAUGAGUUACACACUGACUUUGUUUCAUCACUCAUCAAGAUUCCCUCCGAUACCUUGGCAUUGGUCUCUCAUUUCGACAUCUACUACAUCUAUGGUUUUGCCAGUGGCAACUUCGUCUACUUCCUGACCGUGCAACCCGAGACGCCUGAGAACAGCAUGUCUUCCAGCGGGCCCUCAAACGACCUGUUUUAUACCUCUCGAAUCGUCCGGCUUUGCAAAGAUGACCACAAAUUCCACUCCUAUGUGUCAUUGCCUAUUGGUUGUGUCCGAAACAGAAUUGAGUACCGCCUUCUACAAGCAGCCUACUUGGGCAAACCUGGACGAGUGCUUGCAGCAUCCCUCAACAUAAGUGCCCAAGACGAUGUGCUCUUUGCUAUCUUUUCCAAAGGUCAAAAACAGUACCUUCAUCCACCUGACGACUCGGCCCUCUGCGUCUUCAGCAUCCGGGACAUCAAUGCACAGAUCAAGGAGCGUAUGCAGUCCUGCUAUCAAGGAGAGGGGAACUUGGAGCUCAACUGGCUGUUGGGAAAGGAUGUACCUUGUACCAAAGCACCCGUCCCUAUUGAUGACUCCUUCUGCGGUUUGGACAUCAACCAGCCCCUUGGCGGCUCUCAGCUGGUGACCGGACACACGCUUUAUACGGAAAGCCGUGAUCGCAUGACCUCGGUGACCUCCUACGUCUAUAAUGGCUACUGUGUGGCUUUCGUCGGCACCAAGAGUGGACGGCUGAAGAAGGUGAGUCUUGAGUGCAGGUCUUGUUUUUUGGAACGCUGUGCCUCUGAUAAACUGAGAUGUGUACAGUAUUGGACAUGUUUGAGUUAACGUGUUUGUUCGCAAACAGUGUGUCACUUUAGUUAUUAAUGGUGUCUUCUGGAGCACUGCCUUGAACUGCUCUACUGGCCUCAUUUAAAAGUAUGGAUGGAAAAGGGGGAACCAGAAACUUCUUGACUAAAUAUUUAAUACCUUUUUGUAGGAUUCUUCUGGUUCUGUUCACUUUCCCGACCAUAAUGGGCAGCUUAAAGCGACCUCAGGGGUUUCUGUCUGCCUCCCUAGUAUAUUAAUUUUAAUAGAAUGUCUUCUCAGUCAAACCAGUAAGACACAAGAGGCCAGACACUGUUAUGGUUAUCAUAUGUGUAAUUAUAAUAUCUUUCAGAUAAAGGGCAUAAAGAAAAAAUGUUGUGUUAAAUGGCAAACACACGUUUUUGGUUGGUAAUAGCUGUGAUAGACAAGAAACCAUUGCUCAACUUUUAUUCAUUAAUUA